AUGUACACUGAGCUCGCCACCAUGUAUGCGAAGUAUAAGCCAAAGAUGCUUAUGGACUUCAUCAAGAUGAACGUUCAGAAGUUGAACAUCCCAAAGCUGAUCAACGCCUGCGAGAGGCAUUAUCACUGGGAGCAUGCAGUCUUCCUCUACACCCACUACGAUGAGUUUGACCAGGCAGCAAACACCAUGAUGGCCCAUAGCCCUGUUGCGUUUGCCCACGACCA
Messenger RNA from Symbiodinium pilosum, 224 nucleotides. The record is from the annotation of a GenBank genome assembly. Lineage: Eukaryota; Dinophyceae; Suessiales; Symbiodiniaceae.